AUGGAGAACACUACUCAUUUCAAGGUCUUUAGGCUUGCUGCAUAUGGUGAUAGCGCACAAUUGAAGAGUUUCUACUUUGCUGUAGUAACUGUAUUAUAUUCUCUAAUCAUUGUUGCCAAUGCUCUGCUUAUUGGAGUUAUCUGCAUUGAAAGACGCCUUCAUGAACCCAUGUAUCUGUUUCUAUGUUCUCUGUUUGUUAAUGAGUUGUAUGGCAGCACUGGUUUAUUUCCUGCUCUCAUGUUUUACCUGCUCUCUGACACAAAUUAUAUUUCCCUCUUUUACUGUUUUCUUCAGAUUUUUGUUUUGUAUACGUAUGGUCUAACGGAAUUCAUUAAUUUAGCAGUUAUGUCCUAUGACAGGUACUUAUGUAUUUGCUAUCCUUUACAUUAUAACAAUAUUAUGACACCCCAAAAGAUCUGUGUAUUAAUUCUGCUUCCCUGGUUGCUUUCUUUUAUGAGCCAUGCCACUGUUAUGUCCCAGAGUUUGCAACUACAAUUUUGUGGAAAUAUAAUAGACAGAGUGUACUGUGAUAAUUACUCAGUAGUCAGGCUUGCCUGUUCAAAUACUACACUGAUUAACAUGUGGGGUCUUGUUGUCACUAUGCUUUUUUUAUCUUGUACUAUAUUUCCUACCAUAUACUCAUACGUAAGAAUUAUACAAAUAUGUUUAAAGUCUCCUGAAGAAACAAAACAGAAAGCAUUUAACACGUGUAUACCACACAUAGCAUCUUUGUUGAACUUUGCCUUUGGUUGCAUAUUUGUGAUUCUACAAAGCAGAUUUAAUAAUGCAGACCUUCCACCUAUACUUCACACUAUUUUAACAGUUUAUUUUCUAAUAUGUCCACCACUUCUCAAUCCUGUUAUGUAUGGUUUAAGGAUGGUUAAAAUCAGACAGGCUUGUAAAAAGGUACUUAGCGUAUAA
Messenger RNA from Esox lucius (northern pike), 921 nucleotides. Its product is annotated as olfactory receptor 11A1-like. NCBI's taxonomy places the organism in Eukaryota, Metazoa, Chordata, Actinopteri, Esociformes, Esocidae. The transcript has a single exon. Bases 1 to 921 code for a protein of 306 amino acids. Gene Ontology annotation, molecular function: olfactory receptor activity; G protein-coupled receptor activity. Gene Ontology annotation, biological process: G protein-coupled receptor signaling pathway. The record is from RefSeq and is a predicted model, not a curated record. Gene Ontology annotation, cellular component: membrane.